Phoenix dactylifera (date palm) is the source of this 1537-nucleotide messenger RNA. RefSeq names its product Kelch repeat-containing F-box family protein. NCBI's taxonomy places the organism in Eukaryota, Viridiplantae, Streptophyta, Magnoliopsida, Arecales, Arecaceae. Gene Ontology annotation, molecular function: protein binding. The record is from RefSeq and is a predicted model, not a curated record.
UGCAUUAUUGGCUGCCUAUCGUCCUCCACAAAUUUAGAGAGAGAGAAAGAGAGAGAGAGCCGAUAACAUGGGAAAGAGAGAAGGAAAGGUGGAAGGAGAGGAAAGGGAAGCUCCUCUCCAUGGAGAUGUGCUGGAGGCUAUCGUCUCGCACGUGUCCACCAUGGAUCUCGUGCCUGCCUCGCACGUAUCCAAGACGUGGCGCAGCGCCGUCCUUUCCUCUCUCCGGCGCUCCCCGCGCCGCGCCCCCUGGCUGUUCCUCCACCUCCAGAGCAGCCGCGACCCCUCCAAGGCAUCGACGCACGCCUACGACCCACACUCCCGCGCGUGGACUCCCCUCCCGCACGUGCCGCGCGUCCCACCUCGCGUCCCCGUCCCCCUCCGUUCCUCGCCCCUCCUCCACGCCCUCUCCAUCUCCCGCCUCGCCCUCUCCGCCGACCCCUUCGGCACCGCGUGGCGCGAGCUGGACCCCCCGCGCGUGUGGCGGCGCGAUCCGGUGGUCGCCGCCGUGGGGCCCGCCGCCGUCGUCGUGGUGGCCGGCGGCGCGUGCGAGUUCGAGGACGACCCGUGCGCCGUCGAGGUGCACCGCGGUGGCGGGUGGGAGGAGGCCGAGGCCCUGCCGGAGGUCUUCAAGGGGUCGGCGGCCGCCACGUGGCUGUCGGCGGCGUCGUCGGACCGGGCGGUCUACGUGCUGGAGAAGCAGUCCGGGUGGGCCAGCCGGUUGGAUCCGGAGACCGGGCUGUGGGGCCCGACUCGGCAGCUGCGCCCGGAUCCGAGCGUCUGCCUCUCAGCCAUCAGCUUCAUCGACCACGAGCGUCUGGUCCUGGUUGGGCUUUGCGGGUCGGAUUCGGAUUCGGGUUUGAGGCCGGAGAGCCUGAAACUGUGGGAAGUGGACAGCGAGACGCUGGAGGUGGGAAGCGAGGUGGGGAGAAUGGGGAAGGAGAUGGUGGAGGGAUUGGUGGGCAAGGAGGAGGAAGGGUCGUAUUCGUGGGGAAUGUCGUCGAUCGGAUUCGCGAGCACAGCGGGUUUCGGGUACGUUUAUAAUCCGGCAAAUCCGAGGAAGGAUAUAUUCUCGUGCGAGUUUGCGGCGACGGACACGGGGAGUGACGGAGGGUGCAGGUGGGAAAGAAUUCCGAGUCCGCCGGCGGUGGUGGAAGCCAAUCCGACGCAUAGGAUGGUGUUCAGGUGCUCCACAGUUGGGAUGGACGAACUUAAAAAGCUUCUGCGGCCGCCGAGAAGAUGAGGUGAAGGGGUUUUGGAACAUUCAUGCCUCUGUCAGAGAGCAGGCGCCCUUUGGGGCCUGCAGCCAUUAGGCAGUGUUUUCUUUUUCGUCUUGGCGAAAAAGAAGCACUGCAGUCUUUCCUGUCUUUCCUGUCCUUUUCUUGUAUUUUCCCCCUUUUUUUCGCCCUUUCCUUUCUAUGUAAUUAAUUUACUUUGAGAACUGUUAUUGACGACCGGAGAGUUUUCCGACGUCGAAUGUCCUAUAAAAUCUUGGAAAUGUUUAUCUUGUCUCCACCAAUGCACUAAAACCAUUAGAUGA